AUGGACGAAAAAAAGAUUAUUUUCUACGAUAUUGAACCCGCUGCUCCAGUGGAGAAGCAUGUUUAUGCUCCUAACCCUUGGAAAGCCCGAUAUGCCCUCAAUUUCAAAGGCGCCCCGUACUUAACACAAUGGGUAGCUCUCCCAGAUGUUGCCAAAACACGACUUAGCCUUAACAUCCCAGCAAGUCGCAAGUUUGCCGAUGGCAAAGACAUGCAAACUUUACCUGUUAUUAACGAUACGGCCACUGGUACUAUACUGGGUGACUCAUUCGACAUCGCUAUCUACCUGAACAAGACCUACCAAGGCGUGGGUGAUUUAUUCCCGGCUCAGAAACUCGACUUCGACUUUGAGCAUCCCUACAUACUGAUUCCUUUGUCGGAAUGCAACAACAAGAAGUUUCCCGAUUAUGCGAAGUUCAACAUGAACGUUGAUGCGGCAUUUACUGCUCAUAUUCAACUCGGGGUUCAGGGUAUGCCAUUUGAUCCUGCCAGAGAAGACGAGUGCAAAGCCGAGUUCUUGAGCCGUGCAGGACUAUCGUCAUGGGACGACUUCACGCUGAGCGAUGAAGCGCGAAUCAAACUUAUGGAGUCUCUUAAAGAGAUGCUGGGCACUCUGGCGGUGCUUUUCAAGAGAAACACGCACGGACCCUUCCUGCUUGGAGCCAGUGCCAGUUAUGCUGAUAUUAUCGUUGGUGCGUGGCUCCGCAUGAUGAGUGUCACGUUCCCAGAUGACGAGUGGAAACAAGUCACGAGCUGGCAUGACGGUGUUUUUGGCCAAUUGCAUGACGCAUUGGGAGUGUUUCGACUGGUGAAAUAG
Fusarium coffeatum is the source of this 816-nucleotide messenger RNA. RefSeq lists its product as uncharacterized. Lineage: Eukaryota; Fungi; Ascomycota; Sordariomycetes; Hypocreales; Nectriaceae. The coding region runs from base 1 to 816 and encodes 271 amino acids. The record is from RefSeq and is a predicted model, not a curated record. The transcript has a single exon.